AUGGGCUCCAUGGCACCGAACCGUCUGGUCCGCGAACCAUUGCAAAAAGGCAACAGCAUCGACCACCUAGAAUACGUCGAUGUCACGCCGAUCAUUGGUCGCGAGUACCCGACGGCAAAGCUGAAGGAAAUGCUCACGGCCGCCAACUCGGACGAACAGCUUAGAGAUCUGGCCAUCACGAUAUGCGAGCGUGGCGUUGUGUUCUUCCGGGCGCCACAGGAUGACUUGACGGUGGACGAGCAGAAGCACAUCACUGAUCUGCUCGGGAAGCUCUCCGGUCGACCUGAAGAGAACGGUCUGCACGUUCAUCCUCUGUACAAUGAUCCCAAUAACCUUCCGAUGGCUGAUGGCACCACGGACAAGAACAUGAUGGCGAGAUAUGUCAUCAACUCUGAAGCCCAGAAGAAGCUGUACGCCACGAUGAAGAACCGACCUGGUGCCGGUAUGGAGCCACGAGAUCUUGGACGAGAGUGGCACAGCGAUUCGCUCUUCGAGAAUUGCCCUUCAGACUUCUCUUUCCUUCGAAUGCAGGAUACGCCACCCGCGGGCGGCGAUACACUGUGGGCCUCGGGGUAUGAGAUAUUCGAUCGGUGCUCGCCACCGAUGCAGAAGUUUCUGGAGAGCCUGACAGCCGAGUGUGCACAGCCUGUAUUCAAGUCAGCCUGUGAAGCGGGUAAGUAUGAUGUGAUGAGCCCAAGAGGUUCGCCAUUGAACAAGGAAUAUGAGUUCGCGCCGCAUCACCCGGUAGUUAGAACGCAUCCAGUGACCGGCUGGAAGAGUUUGUUUGCUGGUGUUGGCUUGCAUGUCAGCAAGAUCGAUGGCUUGUACGCGUAUGAAGACAGAUGGUCCGGGACUAUGUGA
Messenger RNA from Cyphellophora attinorum, 861 nucleotides. RefSeq names its product putative alpha-ketoglutarate-dependent sulfonate dioxygenase. Gene Ontology annotation, molecular function: 2-oxoglutarate-dependent dioxygenase activity. Bases 1 to 861 code for a protein of 286 amino acids. Gene Ontology annotation, cellular component: cytoplasm. NCBI's taxonomy places the organism in Eukaryota, Fungi, Ascomycota, Eurotiomycetes, Chaetothyriales, Cyphellophoraceae. The transcript has 2 exons. The record is from RefSeq and is a predicted model, not a curated record.